AUGGCCGCGGGCGGAAGCAUCUCAAGCCUCCUCGAGACAUGGCGGCGUGCGGACGAGGGCUUUUCAGCGCCGCGCAGCCCGCCCGCAGCGUCCGCGGGCGCGUCGAGCGGCCGUCGGCGAACGCUCUUCGCAGAGUCGCGGCAGGCGGAAGCAGAGCCUCUCGCUGCAGGCGACACCGCUCUCCACUCACUGCGCCUGCAGAUCGGCCGCCUGCUGUCGGACGCGAAGCAGCGCGAGGUUGAGAUGGAGACGCUGCGGACGAGGCUCAGCUCCGAGGCAGAACGAGACGCGAGCCAGGAGGUCGACCGCCUGCAUCACGAGGCGGCCGGCGUCCGCCGCGCCCUGCAGCGCCGGACCCGUGCGAGGGCCUACUGCCGAGCAGAGGACGUGUCGCACGAGGAGGAGGAGGCCAGCACGGCGGUGACCAACGCGCCGCGGCUCUCGCCGGCGGAGCUCGCUGUGGCGCUCGCCGCCGCGAACGAGUUCGACCCCCCCUCCCGGCCGCCGCCCAAGAAGAUGCUGCCCAAGCUGCAGCCCGUCGCGGCUGCUAGCCGCAAGAGGCUGCAGCCCGGGCUGGCGGAGGAAGAGGAGGAAGAGGCCGCCGCGACGCUGCAGAGCGAGACCGAGGCCGCAGAGCGGCGCGCCGCGGCGCGCUGGCAGCCGCUUGUAGCCAUGCACCCGCAACUGACCCUCGACAACAAUCAGAUGUGCGUGGACCAGAUCCUCGCCUUCCAGCGGUGCCACGAGGAGGUUGGCCUCUGGGGCAAGCUGACUGCCCGCUGCAACACCGAGAAGAGCCUGCUGGACAGGCGCGCGCGACCCUGCCGUUAG
Messenger RNA from Emiliania huxleyi CCMP1516, 831 nucleotides. RefSeq lists its product as hypothetical. The transcript has 4 exons. Lineage: Eukaryota; Haptophyta; Isochrysidales; Noelaerhabdaceae. The record is from RefSeq and is a predicted model, not a curated record. The coding region runs from base 1 to 831 and encodes 276 amino acids.